This is a messenger RNA of Talaromyces amestolkiae, 321 nucleotides long. RefSeq lists its product as uncharacterized. The transcript has a single exon. The record is from RefSeq and is a predicted model, not a curated record. Bases 1 to 321 code for a protein of 106 amino acids. Lineage: Eukaryota; Fungi; Ascomycota; Eurotiomycetes; Eurotiales; Trichocomaceae.
AUGUCGCUUUUUACCGAGGAUCAAUCAGCCUCAAAAUUCCUCAACUUGGAGGAGGACUCUCUGCUGCCACCCGAAGAGGUUGCUCGGGCUAUGUUGGCACUUAUCACACGAACAGAAAUGUACAAUUCUGUUACAAUUCUGGAAGUUUGCGAUGUUGGAGGAGAGGAUGGUUGGCGCGAGGCUGAAUUGCUAAACGACCCUGGCCCACGCGGGCCAGCUAGUAAGACGUCCAACAAAGGAAAAGCUGUUGAAGAUACCAUGCAGAUAUUGGGAAUUGAGAAUAGCACACUGAGUAAUAUUCUGGGAGUCAAUAAUGAGUGA